Acinonyx jubatus (cheetah) is the source of this 2905-nucleotide messenger RNA. It is a transcript of the gene ASNS, whose product is annotated as asparagine synthetase (glutamine-hydrolyzing). Gene Ontology annotation, molecular function: asparagine synthase (glutamine-hydrolyzing) activity. The record is from RefSeq and is a predicted model, not a curated record. Gene Ontology annotation, cellular component: cytosol. Bases 1084 to 2769 code for a protein of 561 amino acids. The transcript is spliced from 20 exons. Lineage: Eukaryota; Metazoa; Chordata; Mammalia; Carnivora; Felidae.
UUCAGAAGUUGCAACAGAGUUACGAAUAAUAGUGAGUUCAAAUUUGCUUUACUACCAUAUUUGAAAAGCAGAGAUGAUCGUUUUCCAGCUAAUAAUAUAUUACUAUUACAUAGCAUUCCCUUACCAUUUCAUUUCCCUGUUCCUGUCUAUGGGAAUUUUCACAGAGCCUUCAUUAUGUAGGAACACUGAGCAUAGGCCAGGCAUUCCAGAUGGCAUAGCUACAAGCUGCAGAGAGCCACCCGAUCCACACCGGACUGCAAUGUUUACCUGAUGGGAAAGAAGCCUUCCUGGGAGAAAUUAGUGUGCAUUUCUUUCAAAAGCAAGGCUAUGAAUGAAGGGGUGAUUUCGGAUAUGCAAAUUAAAAAAAUCACUGAAAUGGUUGAAAUAGAAAGAACAGAAUACCAAUAGAUGGUGAAGAUAUGGAGCAAUGGAGAUUCUCAGACACUGCUGAUGUGAUUGUUAAUUUGUAUAACCGCUUUGGCUUCCCUUCAAGGUAGGAAAAAGAUUGCAAUUUCACUUACCAUAUUAUGGCCCACAUCCUCACCUGGACUCUGUGCUGCACAGGAGCAUUGCAAGUAAUCUACAUUUUAAGAAGGUCCCUUGGCAGCAGCAUAUCAAGAGUGGAUUCCCCAGGAACAAGGGAGGAAGUAAAGAAGCUGCCUAAGUGGCUUUCCAGGAGAGACAUGAUGGUGGCUUCAUCUAGGGCGGGUAGCAGAAGAGACCAGAAGAGUUGUAUUUUGACUGAUUUUUGAACCACAGUUGCUGAUGGAAUUGGAUUUGAGGAGGGCAAGGGAGCCAGGACACAAAGUGAAGGGAGGAAGGAUGGAGUGACUCUGGAGGGACAAGUGGAAGAUACUCAGCACAACCAACACUAUGUAACAUAUCAGGCAGAAUUUGAUCAAAAGAGGAUGCCCGUGGACCCAGACAAACCUGAUUUCACAUCCUAGAUCUAUAAGUAUCAGGAGCUAGGCCAGUAUAAAGUGAGAGGACGCCCGGCCGCCCCGCCCGCCAGCUGCAGCCCCUACCUGGCACCUUGGUCACUCCACCCGCUGGAUCCCAGAGAGCCCCUAGCUCCAUUGCACCAUGUGUGGGAUUUGGGCCCUCUUUGGCAGUGAUGACUGCCUUUCUGUUCAGUGUCUGAGUGCUAUGAAGAUUGCACACAGGGGUCCAGAUGCAUUUCGCUUUGAGAAUGUCAAUGGAUACACCAACUGCUGCUUUGGAUUUCAUCGGUUGGCAGUGGUUGACCAGCUAUUUGGAAUGCAGCCAAUCCGAGUGAAGAAAUAUCCUUAUUUGUGGCUUUGUUACAACGGUGAAAUCUACAACCACAAGAAGAUGCAACACCAUUUUGAAUUUGAAUACCAGACCAAAGUGGAUGGUGAAAUAAUCCUUCAUCUUUACGACAAAGGAGGAAUUGAGCAAACAGUUUGCAUGUUGGAUGGGGUGUUUGCGUUUAUUUUGCUGGAUACUGCCAAUAAGAAAGUGUUCCUGGGCAGAGAUACUUAUGGAGUCAGGCCUUUGUUUAAAGCCAUGACGGAAGAUGGAUUUUUGGCUGUGUGUUCAGAAGCUAAAGGUCUUGUUAACUUGAAGCACUCCACAACUCCUUUUUUAAAAGUGGAGCCUUUUCUCCCAGGACACUAUGAAGUUUUGGAUUUAAAGCCGAAUGGCAAAGUUGCAUCAGUGGAAAUGGUCAAAUAUCAUCACUGUAGAGAUGAGCCCCUGCAUGCGCUCUAUGACAAUGUGGAGAAACUCUUCCCAGGUUUUGAGCUAGAAACUGUGAAGAACAACCUCCGGAUCCUUUUUGACAACGCCAUAAAGAAACGCUUAAUGACAGACAGAAGGAUUGGCUGCCUUUUAUCAGGGGGCUUAGAUUCCAGUUUGGUUGCUGCCACCCUGUUGAAGCAGCUAAAAGAGGCUCAAGUACAGUACCCUCUCCAGACAUUUGCGAUUGGCAUGGAAGACAGUACUGAUUUACUCGCUGCUAGAAAGGUGGCAAAUCACAUUGGAAGUGAACACCAUGAAGUCCUCUUUAAUUCUGAGGAAGGCAUUCAGGUCCUGGAUGAAGUCAUAUUUUCCUUGGAAACUUAUGAUAUUACAACAGUACGUGCUUCAGUAGGUAUGUACUUAGUCUCCAAGUAUAUUCGGAAGAACACAGAUAGUGUGGUGAUCUUCUCUGGAGAAGGUUCAGAUGAGCUUACGCAGGGUUACAUAUAUUUUCACAAGGCUCCGUCUCCUGAAAAAGCCGAGGAGGAGAGCGAAAGGCUUCUGAAGGAACUCUACUUGUUCGACGUUCUCCGGGCAGAUCGCACUACUGCUGCCCACGGCCUUGAAUUGCGCGUCCCGUUCCUGGAUCAUCGAUUUUCUUCCUAUUACUUGUCUCUGCCCCCAGAUAUGAGAACUCCCAAGAAUGGGAUAGAAAAACAUCUCCUGAGAGAGACAUUUGAGGACUCCAAUCUAAUACCUAAAGACAUUCUCUGGCGGCCAAAAGAAGCAUUCAGUGAUGGAAUAACCUCGGUUAAGAAUUCCUGGUUUAGGAUUUUACAGGAAUAUGUUGAACAUCAGGUUGAUGAUACAAUGAUGGCGACUGCAGCCCAAAAAUUUCCCUUCAAUACUCCUAAAACUAAGGAAGGCUAUUACUACCGUCAAAUCUUUGAACGCCACUACCCAGGCCGGGCAGACUGGCUGACCCAUUACUGGAUGCCCAAGUGGAUCAAUGCCACGGACCCUUCUGCCCGCACUCUGGCCCAUUACAAGUCAGCCACCAAAGCCUAGGCACCAUCUGAGCUAUCCAGUGAAAGGAAACAUUCCUCCUGUGAUGAGUAGGGGGCUUGGGGGCAGGAGGGGGAGCAGUGAGCAUCAACCAUUCCGGCUUGUUGGGCAUGGAAAAAAAUAAAAGUCUUCAAUCUGA